Cokeromyces recurvatus is the source of this 1107-nucleotide messenger RNA. RefSeq lists its product as uncharacterized. The record is from RefSeq and is a predicted model, not a curated record. Lineage: Eukaryota; Fungi; Mucoromycota; Mucoromycetes; Mucorales; Mucoraceae. Bases 1 to 1107 code for a protein of 368 amino acids. The transcript is spliced from 3 exons.
AUGAAUUAUCCUUCACAAAUUGAAGAAGAAAUCAACUACUUGAAACAAAAACUAUCGAUUUCAGCUGAUUAUUCCCAAGGAAAUAUGAAUAACAGUAACGAUAACGAUAACAACAACAGAAAGGAUUCUUCAUAUAAUAACAUCAAUGAUAAUAAAUUGAAUAAUGUUCAUGAUGAUGAUGAUACUUUGAAUUUUAAUGGUGUUAAGCCUAUAGAAGAUAAAAUAGGUUUACUAGAUGGUAAGGAAGAGCCUAUUAUAACCGCUAACAAUACGAUUAAUCAAGUAACUAUUGUGACAGUGAGCACCAAAGAAUAUAUAUCAACUAGAGCGACAUCAAGUAAUGAUAAUGAAAUUCCAACUAAUACUGUUAGAGAGGACAGUAGAUAUACAACCUUGAUAAUUAACAAUCAAGCGGUGUUACCUACACAAACAGAAAAUAAUCAGGAAGCAAUAAGGUUAAACUUAAAAUCUGAAACGACGAUAACAGAAGAGGCUAAAACUAGUACAACCAAUAAUGAUGACUCUUUCAUCCCUACAACAACAGAAAAUCAUAGUAAUGAAAAGAGGACAACAUCGACAGAUUCUGAUAGACCUACAAAUACUACUACAGAAGAUAUCAGAACUACAUCUAGCGAUGAAGAAAAACCAACAACAGCUAGUUCAAGUAAAUAUACUACGAGUGACGAACCUACUAGAACGACUACUGCUAUAGAAACUGAAAAAAUGACUACAGCCAUUACUACUUCUAUUACGAGAGAAACACCGACGAUAACAACUAAAAUGGAAAUAACAACAACAGCAGCAGCAGUAAUUACUACUACCUCUUCAGAGAAGUCAAUAGUGACUUCAGAAUAUUCUACUACAACUACCGAUACUUCUACUUCAACAUUAAAGCAGUCCACGAUCAAUUCUGACAAGUCAACUACAACAUCAGGCGAGUUUACUACUUCUUCUGAUAAUUCAAUCACAAAGACUACUACAAUGAAGUCAACUAUGGCUACUACAACUGAAACUACAAUUACUAGUUCAGAAGAGAUUCAAACAGAGACUAUUACAACCUCAAGUAAUAUUAUAACUAACACAUCUAAGUCAAUGACUAUACCGUGA